AUGUUUACUGGACAGGGGCGUGCAAUCUGCCUCCGACAUCGAGGGGCAAUAUUGAUUGAUCCUGAGCCAGCGGCCGAUGCAGUAUCGCGCCCGGGACCCCCGACCAAUGCCGAGGGGCGCACGCAAGCUAAAAACUCGCGUGCGCCCCUUCUCAACCGCCAGGGCAGCCAAGCCGGAUCGGGUUUUACUGCGCGGUGGCUUCGCGACUCACGGCGCUGCGAGCCAUCGCGAGACAAGGACGUUACCUUCGCGCCCGAGAAGUUCGCCGCAGCAGCGUCGCCACGCGAUUGCCGACCUGCACCAGCAUGUCGCGCACGCGGCCAUCGGCCUUGCCUUCAACGCACGCAAAAGGCCGACCGCGCGCGCCCUUGGCAUCGACGACAUUCAUGCCGGGGCGCACAUCGACCCGCUCCCUGUGCCGCAGCGCUACCGGCGGGGCGAGCAUGCCGUUGCCGAGGGUACCGCUGCCAUUCGCGGAGCCUGCGCCCGACCCAGCGAUAUUACCGGCGGUCAACUGACGGCAUUGCAUUGCCGCCGAUCGCCUCGCGGCCACGUCCUGGCGAUAUCACGGGCGACGCCGCGUGCCGUCGAGCAGACCGCGUCGGUGCCGAUCAACUGCGCGUCGGCUGCCCGAAAACACCGCCCGAUCCACGUGUUUCGGCGCCACCGCCGCCGAUCGGCGAGCGUCAACAUCAACGUGCCACCCUCACCGAGGCGCUGCCCCGGCGCGAACGCGACCGCUGCAGCGUCGACCUGACGUUCCGGUGCGCAGUUCGCUGGCACCUGAGCGGCUGA
Molecule: messenger RNA, 795 nt
Organism: Acanthosepion pharaonis
Lineage: Eukaryota; Metazoa; Mollusca; Cephalopoda; Sepiida; Sepiidae
Source: the annotation of a GenBank genome assembly